Penaeus vannamei (Pacific white shrimp) is the source of this 1600-nucleotide messenger RNA. The record is from RefSeq and is a predicted model, not a curated record. NCBI's taxonomy places the organism in Eukaryota, Metazoa, Arthropoda, Malacostraca, Decapoda, Penaeidae.
GGGAGAUUUACAAAACAUAAAAGUAUAUCAUAAUAGUAGUCCAGGAUCGCAAAAAAACUUUAUAGGUUCGCGACCACGUCGCCUUGUCGAACGCAGACCCUUUACAGUAGUGACAGAACCCUUUUAUGUUCAGAAACUUCGAGUAUUAGGCGACCGCCAGUGCCAUAACACAGCAAAACUCCCUACUGAAAUAAUGAUUUCCCAAUCUGGUCGGACUGCAUUUUCCUUGGCCCAACUUAAGUCUUCAACAUUACGAAGUCUUCACACGUCAAGAUUAGCCAGAGGCGAGAUUAAUGUGCUUGGGAAAAGAUUAAACUAUGAGGAAGUAGGCAGUGGAGACCAAGUGUUAUUAUGCUUACCAGGAGCACUAGGGACUAUCAAAUCAGAUUUUGGUCCUCAGUUGAAGAACCUCCCCAGCAAGCAUUUACGCCUGGUGGCUUGGGAUCCUCCAGGCUAUGGCAAAAGCAGGCCUCCAAACAGAGACUUUAACUUUGACUCUUUACGCACAGAUGCCACCAUCGCUGCUGUUAUGAUGAAAAACCUUGGUUACAAGAAAUAUUCAUUACUUGGAUGGAGUGAUGGGGGUAUUACAGCCAUGUUGCUUGCAGCUGGCUUCCCACAGCAUGUUGAAAAAAUGGUUAUAUUUGGAGCAAAUGCAUAUGUUACUAAAGAAGAGACAGAAAUCUGCAAAGAUUUACGUGAUGUUGACAACUGGUCUCCAAAAAUGAGAACACCAUUAGAGGCUAUUUAUGGUAGAGAUUACUUCAAGAGUGCAUGGGAAUCGUGGGUAGACACAUAUAUCGGAAUCUACUGUGAGCGUGGUGGAGAUCUAUGUAAAAGUGAUCUUCCUAACAUAGUUUGUCCAACCCUUAUUGUACAUGGCCUUCAAGAUCCAGUUGUGCCCAUUGAACACCCAUAUUAUCUGCAUGAAAAUAUCCAAGGCUCAGAAUUGAUCCUAAUGGAAAAGGGAAAACAUAAUCUGCAUUUACGGUAUUCAGAUGAAUUCAAUGAGAUAGUGCUCAAGUUCCUUAACAAAUGAAAAAAAUAUUUAUAAAAUGAAGUAGUUUUUCAUCUUAAGAAAUCAAGGUCACAGUUUGUACCAGUGCUCUUCAACUAAUUUUAACCCUUUCUCUUAAUUCAUAUUAAUUCAUACACUCUUGAUACAUAUGCAUCCCCAGUGUGAUAUGCAAAUUCUGUAUUGUCUAAAUAUCAUAUGUUGUAGUAUUGAACAUUCCUUUUUAUAACUCAUGUACAUACAGUUACUUGAAAAUAAGGCAAUAAAUGUAUUUUACAAUGUUCUGCAUGAAUAAAGUGGGAUUAUAUUUGAAGUCAGCAGGCAGUCUAGUCCAGGGACCAGUAAUCUUGACCUUUGUUUCCUAACUUUUUUAUUCUGUAGCCCCUGACCAAUAUAUAAUAAUCUCCAUGGUUCCAUUCAGUGACUGUCAUCUUUUCAGAUUAUGUUAUUGUUAAUGUAGUUAUGAAUAGUGUAAUCAUGUCAGUAGCUAUAGAAAAGAACACUCUAUGGAAAGAUUCCAAUUUAUUAUGUGAGAGAUAAUUGCAUAUAGAUACUAUAGGCUAGAUAAAAUUCAGUUUAAUUAAA